AUGAGUGACGACAAACGCCGGUCAACAAAAGGAAAAAAACGAGCCCUCGAAGAGGAAGUGUCGAUGGAGUCUUCAAAUUCCGAAUCAGAGAAUGACACUGUUGACACCGAUGGUCGUAAGCGACGAAAAGGCAAGAAAUCAGAAGUGUCCAGUAAAAGAAGGAAAGCCGAGAAAAAAGAGGUAGAUGAACUCUUUUAUUUUAAAGAAUUAUAUUUAGUCUCCGGACGCCCCAAAUUCUCCAAAAAAAGACAAAGACGAGCCGGAGCAAAUUAGAAAGUUUGACAUACGAAGCUAUAGCCCGUUUCAAUUGUUUUGUGAUCUCAUUCUCAAACGGUUCAUGCAGAAAGAUGUCGACGGGUUUUUUUCAACUCCAGUCAAGGCUUCAGAUGCACCGGAGUACUACAGCGUUAUCUCUACACCAAUGGACUAUUCAACAAUUGAAAGCAAGGUACAUUCUGACGUUUACAAGAACAUCAACGAGCUAAAGAACGAUUUGAAUCUUGUCGCCGCAAAUGCAAUGACCUACAACAAUCCUAACACAGUCUACUACUUGGCGGCGGUAAAGUUGCAAACGUUGAUCAGGUACUAUUUCUCUCCACAUUACCUUGAAUAUGUAAAGUACUCUGUGCCUUUCGGGGCUUCUAUCCCACAUGAGAAGUUAGGGCUCACUCCAAAAGUUGCCACCAAGCCAGCCACCAAAAGGAAUGACCGCAGUAAUAUUAUUAGAGAUGCUGUGGUAGACAACGAGACUCCAAAGGAGUUAAUGAAGAAUGGAUCAGUUAAGGUAAGGGGGUUGUUGUCUUAAAAAGUUUAUUAUUUUUAGGGAAAGUUGUCAGAUAAAAGACCGCCAUGGCCAAUGGGAUAUUUGGACAAGAAGGAAGACGGAACGACCAUUCUCAACUUCGUCUGUGGCGGCGAAAAGUCAAAAGUAUCAAUGGGAGAUCUGAUUGGGAAAUUGGACAAAGGGGUGGCUUCGUUUCUUCCCGAAUACUCUCCUCUCGAGUCUGCUGAGGGUUGUAUUAAUUACACGAAUUACGGUCCCUUCUCAUCAUUUGCACCCCAAUUCGAUUCGACAUGGUCCAGUUUAAACAAAAAAGACUCAGAUUUGUUACUGUCAUGUUAUGGGGACAAAAACAAUGUUGUGGAUGCAAUGGCUCUGCGACAAAUGGCGUUAGAUAGUGGUGGAAACUUGGUUAAGGUCGUAGAUGGGAUCUUGGACACAUUGACUGAUGGUGAACACUCAAGAACACUAAAGGCGCUGGAGUUCGCCCAAAAUGUUGUUGAAGAAAAACCGGUAGGUUAGGUAGUAUUGAUUUGAGAGAUCUAAUUUUACAACUUCUGCAGGAUUCAAAAGCACAGAUUGAAAGUGUCUUGGAAAACGUGGACUCGUUGCGGAAUUUGGGUCUUGAUGUGUCGUACAUUGACGAAUUAAAAAAAGAGUUAGGACUGGUUGAGCCAGAAGGAGGAUCCUGUGAGCAACUCUUGAAUGUCGCCGGACAAAUGUUGCAAGAUCUCAAUCAACUGCAAACUAAUCGCUUGAACCAACUCCCAGGUGUUUCUAUGGUCGACGUCAGGACACCGGGUCAUACCGAAAGCGAUUUGGCUAUAAAACUCGGGCAGCAUUUCACGGAAGUUGUCAAGCACGGUGCAACUCCAAGAGAUAUCGUGACGACCCCCCAAGUCCAUCAAGCGAUCGGCGUUAAUAAUGCCGAUGACUUUGAUUAUGACGUACUGUCAGAAUUCAUAACUUUACCCACGUAAACAUUUUUUAUCUGCUUUCUUAAUUGUCCAUAAUAAAAUGAAUUGUGUUUGGAUGUCUUUCGAUGUCGAUAUCAGAGUUCAUUUCAAGCUUAUCAGGAACUUGAGGAGACUCGGUGCUUCUUAUCGGAAGAAGAUUCGCCUCUCUUUUUCAAUUAUUAUUCUUAAAUAAUUCAAAAGCUGGGAACAUGCCGCCAGCCUUGACUGCUGGCUUACUUGUGGCGGCCGAUAUCGGAUCCACGAUUGCUAUUUUGUGCGCACAUGGGCCAACUUUCGCUUGGAUCAACUUCAUUAACCAAAUUUCUGAGCCUUACAAUUUCUUGCUUUCAAUCUCUGACUUCUUUUACAUCAGUAUCAUCAGGGUAAUCUUAACGUUAACUGGUCUAAGUCUUCUUUUGUUCCAUUCAUCUCCAAAUAAUGUACUGUCGAAAUUGUCCCAUAUCUCAUUUGCAUUGUGUAUUCUGUUUUGCUCGUACUCUCCCACGAAAUUAUUAGCUUUGACUGAAAACCAAAACGUCCCUAAAAUUGCUGAUUAUUUUAUUUUGAUACAAAACUUUUUUCUGUCGAUCUUUAAUCAUCUGGUCUGGAAGAGUUUUGUACAAGUAACCGCUUCAUCUGAAGCCUACGAAUUGUUGCAAGAAGAAGAGGAGUCAGAAGAUGAUACAGAAGAUGCCUCAGCGAGCCGUAAAGAGGGCAAAGGAGGUACCGAAACUGUUAAAGUCAUCUUCCGAUUACUGCAAUACUGUCGCGACGAAUGGUUAUGGCAUAUCUCUGGAUUUACGUGGUUAUUUAUCUACUCGCUAAGUAAGUCAAACUUCUUUUUACAUUUCCCAUUUCAGCUCGUAUAUUUGUUCCUUACUAUACAGGACAAGUUAUCGCUAGUGUUGUUUCGGCGGAAACCGAUAAAUAUGCCGCCCUUAUUAGUGCCGUGAAACUUAUGGUCGUUAUUUCGAUUGUCUCGUAAGCCACCGAAAAUCCUUAUCUUACGAUUAUUCCAGGGCCAUCUCAGGCGGUUUAAGAGGAGGGAGCUUUGAGUACGCUUAUGCGAGGAUCAACCGGGCCGUUCGUUACAACCUGUUCUCAUCCUUGAUAAAACAGGACGUAGCCUUCUUUGACUGGCAUAAGACUGGAGAAAUAACUUCUCGAUUGACGGCCGAUACUCAGACCAUGUCGGAUACUGUUGCAUUGAAUAUCAAUGUGUUCCUCAGGUACUUUUUUUCAGCACAGGUCAUACUGUCGCGCCAUAAAGUUUUUGGCGACGUCGCGGGGUGCGAUCGUGGAAAAGUGCAUGUCGCUAGCGAAAAAACGGGAAGUCGCAGCGAUGGGGACAAAAAAAAAAACACUGUGCAAAUUCUACGGACUUUAUGGCGCGACAUUUAUAUCUUUUUUGCAGAAAUAUUGUUCAAAUGGGCGGAUCCAUGAUUUUUAUGCUUACUUUAUGCUGGAAAUUGUCCUUGGUACCGUUUAUUGUAGUUCCUGUUAUUCUGGUGGCAUCCAAGAUCUUUGGCGUCUACUAUGAUGUGGGUUAGCAGGAUCUACAUACUCAUUAUGUCAUCCGAAACAACUAAAAUUAAUGUUUUAGUUCCUCAGUGAAAAGACUCAAGAAGCUGUGGCCCAUUCAAAUGAUGUUGCCGAGGAGGUCCUCAGCACAAUGAGGACGGUUAGGUCUUUUGCAUGUGAAGAUAUUGAGGCCGAUAGGUUCUAUCAGAAGUUAACCACCACCCUUUCCGUGACCCGGAAGAAGGCCUUCGCUUACGUCGGAUUUUUACUGACUAGUGAAGUAUGUGAUACAACACACAACGGGUAAUUUUGUUUGCAGUUAUUUCAAGCUAUCAUCAACAUCGCGGUUCUUUGGUACGGUGGCCAUUUAGUGUUGACCAAUCAACUACAAAAGGAUCUUCUCGUCUCAUUCUUGCUGUAUCAAAUGCAACUGGCAGAUAACAUUAGGGUAGGGAAAAAAGAAAUAACUCAUCACAAAUCUAGCAAUUAGGAGAAGUGUGGACUGGAUUAAUGCAAAGCGUUGGUGCCUCCAGAAAAGUGUUUGAAUACAUUGACAGAAAGCCCGAUAUUGACACUUCCGGAACAUAUAUCCCAGAAAAAAUAGUGGGAAGAAUCGAGUUCAAAGAUGUUCAAUUCUCUUAUCCUACAAGGCCGCAUUUACCCAUUCUAAAGGUAUUUAUUAGAAUCGCUUCCAUCAAUUAUACCAAUCUAUUUCCAGAAUUUAAGUUUCACAGUGGAGCCCGGAGAGGUUGUGGCUUUGGUUGGUCCAAGUGGCAGUGGGAAAAGUUCGUGCAUUGCUCUGCUUGAACACUUCUACCAACCAAAUGCAGGCCAGAUCUUGGUGGAUGGAACUCCACUAAAGGAAUUUGAACACCGAUUUAUUCAUAACACUGUAAGUCAAAUGUCUUAGUCAUCAUACCACCGCAGAUUGCACUGGUCGGCCAAGAACCCAUACUCUUUGCAAGGUCGGUUGCUGAAAACGUUGCCUAUGGUCUUGAUGCUUGCACGAAAGCGGAGGUCAUCGAGGCUGCAAAACUUGCCAACGCUCAUCAGUUCAUAAUUAAUACACAAAGUCAAUAUGAGACCAAUGUGGGCGAAAAGGGCAGUCAGAUGUCGGGAGGGCAAAAACAAAGAAUCGCUAUCGCCAGAGCGUUGGUCCGAAAGCCAUCGAUCCUUCUCCUUGACGAAGCCACUUCAGCAUUGGACACGGAGAGUGAACAUCUUGUGCAAGAGGCCAUAUAUAAGAAUCUGAAAGGCCGCUCAGUUAUCCUCAUCGCCCACAGAUUAAGCACGGUGGAAAAGGCGGACAAGAUCAUUGUUAUCAAUAAGGGCAUAGUCGAACAAGUUGGCAGUCAUGAACAACUUACCAGCAUUGAGGGAACCUACAAGACUCUUGUACAGCGACAGAUGAUUGGUGCAGAAGAAGCUGAACCAAGUAGACCAUUGGACACCGUUCAACCAGACAGUGAUGCUUCCCACCCCAUCAGCAUUUCUCCUAGGAGCAUGGCUCAAAGUUUGUUGGCAACUAGCUUCACGCAGUCGACUACAAGCUUGCAGUCCAAGUAA
Molecule: messenger RNA, 4824 nt
Organism: Bursaphelenchus xylophilus (pine wood nematode)
Lineage: Eukaryota; Metazoa; Nematoda; Chromadorea; Rhabditida; Aphelenchoididae
Source: the annotation of a GenBank genome assembly